UAACCCAUUGUCUUCGCCCCCUCCUUAGCAGUGCUUAGCCUUACGUCUGAGUAUCAAUCUCAUGCUAAUGCACUUCUCUUUCAAAAUUCUUCUUGAAAACUGGAUUGAGUGGCAAGACAAUGUUAAUGACGUUGGGUCCUGGUCAUGUGAAAUGAACAAAAACGUUUCAGCAAAAUGUAACCACGAUAUGGCCAACGUAUUUACCAAUAUUAGCAGAAAUGCGGAAAAAUGUUGAUACUCAUUAUAAUAUAACUAUGCCUCGGGAAAACACGCAGUACAAUGGCAAAUACGUAUAUUGUUAUUGCUGCAUCAAUUUUGUUUUGCAUUGGAUUAAUUGGAAAUUCUAUAACCUUGUGUUUUGUUGCUGUGUCCAAACGAUUGCACACUCCAACAUACGUCCUGAUUGGAUGCCUAGCAGUGUCUGACCUACUCGUCUCCGUGACACGAUAUGUUCAGAUAUUUGAAAAAUCUUUUUUUAAAGAAUAUACACAGAUAUAUAUUUAUUGGACAUUCAGCUUUUUAUUUCUUCACUCGGCAUUUUUCCAUAUGGUGUUAGUGUCAUAUGUACGUUUUGUUUUUAUUACAAAUCCUCUCCGCAGUUUGAUAUUGACUUGUAAAAAAAUUCUUUUGAUGUCUUGUGCCAUCUGGAUUAGCUCUAUUGUCGUUUCCAUCGGGUACGGAGCAUUUAAAGUGCUAAAAUUAAUGAACAUUAUAUCUUUCGAAACAGCAGUUUUAGCUGAGAUUGGGUUUGGUUUGUAUGUUAGUGGAUUACCAUUUAUUAUUGUAAUUAUUUUUAAUGUUCGAAAGCUGUAUUAUCUGUAUAAUCAAACAGCUAAUGUUCGACGGACCAGAAUAGCAAAUUCGAUGUCGUUGAUGUUUUGGAUUAUUAUCGUGAUUUAUCUUCUCAGCACAAUAUAUCCUUUAAUUUACGUAAUUGACUAUGCAAUGUUAAAAGAAAAGUCACUACUAAAUAGAAAAUUAGACUUUGUUCAUCAUAUGUUUUCUUUUUCAUUGCUUGUUAAUAGUUGUUUGAAUCCUUUGAUAUAUUUCAUGUUUUCACCUCCUGUCUUAAGACUUCUCUCCCGAUUAAGAAAAUGUUGUAAUCAUGGCAAAGAUCCAAACAUAAGCAAUCCUAGGUCGUGUCCACAAGUGGAAUCGCAUGGUAAACCAUUCGUCCUUUACAAUUUGAUGUAACUUCUUGCUAUUGUGAUUUACGUAAUCAAAUAAAAUCGUUUUUGUUCUA
Magallana angulata is the source of this 1243-nucleotide messenger RNA. Its product is annotated as C-C chemokine receptor type 8-like. The transcript is spliced from 2 exons. Gene Ontology annotation, molecular function: G protein-coupled receptor activity. Gene Ontology annotation, cellular component: membrane. Lineage: Eukaryota; Metazoa; Mollusca; Bivalvia; Ostreida; Ostreidae. Gene Ontology annotation, biological process: G protein-coupled receptor signaling pathway. The record is from RefSeq and is a predicted model, not a curated record. Bases 280 to 1194 code for a protein of 304 amino acids.